Molecule: messenger RNA, 809 nt
Organism: Aplysia californica (California sea hare)
Lineage: Eukaryota; Metazoa; Mollusca; Gastropoda; Aplysiida; Aplysiidae
Product: CDGSH iron-sulfur domain-containing protein 1
Exons: 3
Coding region: 338-664 (108 amino acids)
Biological process (GO): regulation of autophagy
Cellular component (GO): mitochondrial outer membrane; intracellular membrane-bounded organelle
Molecular function (GO): 2 iron, 2 sulfur cluster binding
Source: RefSeq, a predicted model, not a curated record
ACUACGGCAUUACUUAAAAGAUUCGAUUACGAAAGUGGGACGGGUUCAGGAUCAAACGCGUGCACCGCAGGCCAAGGUGGUAAAAAACUGGAACAAUCAUCCGUGACAAAAUAUUCGCCUGUCAUACUUGCUCGUAGCUUGUUCAGAAUAGGCUGGACUCGUAAUCACUAUCAGUAUACACAUUAUACUUUAUUUAAGGAUAGACUAUAUGUCUCAAGCUGUAUUGAGUGAGAAAAGCGGUGACUGUUGAAUUUCGUUGACUGAUCGUUUAGAUCUAGAUCUAGAGGUUUACAGUCUACUGCUGGGAUUAACCAGGUUGAAAGGCUGGUGAAGAAUCAUGCUGUCCGAUCAGAACAAAACCUUGCUGUUGGCCGUGCCCGCCGCCGCGGCGCUUGGAGUGGUUGCUUACUUCACCCUCCGGCGACUGGGCAGGUCCCCAGCCCGUCCCAUCAACCCGUGCAUCAGGAAGGAUGAGAAGAAGGUCAUGGACGCCUUCGACAUUGAAGAUCUCAUGACCAGACUGGAGCCAGGGCAGAAAGUCAGCUUGUGCCGCUGUUGGCUAUCGGAGAAGUGGCCCUACUGUGACGGAGCUCACAAAUAUCACAACCAGAAAAACGGAGACAAUGUCGGACCUGUCAACGUUUACAGAAAAAAAGCAGCAUGACGAUAGCCAACUACAUAAUAUUUAUUACACUGAAUUUAUCUGUCAGAAAUGUCAAGUCAAAAUUGCUUUGUACAUAUCACUGAGUACGUCAUGAGCUUGGUAGCGGAUGGACUGAAUGUUCUUAAUAAAAAUUCUAAAAACCCUC